AUGGAUGCUCGCGCAACCGAGCUCUGGUCACAUGCUCCAAGCAUUGUGGAGAAGUUAGCAGUGGCCAUCAAGCAGCCCAGUGCGGCCGCCAAAGACGACCUCUUGAGCGUUUUGGGCAUCGAUGGAUCUUGUGCCCAGGUCACCGUGGAGGAGACCAAAGCUGGCAUUGAGGACUUUGAAUAUGCUCUUCAGGCAGCGGUCCUCCAGAGGCUUGAGCAGCCGGCCAAUGAGAGGGAGGUGCCGCGCAUCAUUGAGCUGGCCGCAGAUUGUGUUUGUGCGCUCUACAAGCGUGCCAGCGUGCCCGAUGUCUCGGCAUCGGAGACGGACAGGUGCAAAUCUUGGUGGAUGAUGUUUGUUCAGAUCACUGAGGAGACCACCAAACUUGUCUCACUGGUGCAACUGGAGCGUCUAGUGGAGGUCUUCGAAAAGAGCUUAGUGAAGCUUCGGAAGGCGUCCUUGGCGCUGGCGGCGCAGCGAUUGAAAGAGUUUGACGCGAGACACGAGGCUGAAGCCAAGGCGUUGAAAGAGGCCCAGGAUCCAAGUAAGAAUGAAAGCAAGUUGCAGAAAGAAUUAAAGGACCGAGAAGUAAAGAGAUUAGAUGAACGAAAGAAGCUCAUAGCGCAGUUGGGGGUGUCUCCAAAUGGUCACGUCUUCUUGACCCUCACCUCCCUUCUGAAACAGCUGAGUUCACGCCUUGCAGGCUCCUUCAACUCGAGGUUGCGCACCAGGAUCUCACUGCUGUUAGAAAGGCUGCUGGCGCUGGACCAUAAAGCUAUUGCAAACAAUCAGAAAGUGCGAACGCAGGACUUUGUUUCCUGGCACCUUGAGAUGCGUCACUGCUGGGUCCACGGAGGUGUGGGAGCUGAGUGUCAGAUGGAGCCAGCCAGUUUGGGCCAUGAUCCCGCCAUCAAUUUUGAGACCUACAAGAGCUUUUGGUCUCUUCAGGAGUGGCUGCAAGUGGUGGAGAAGUUGUUCGAGAAACCUGAAAAUUGGAAGCAAUUCCAUGGCACCCUGACCGGGCUUCUGAACCAGUUCUCGAAAUACCCAGCUUCAGCCGCACAACGCGAACCAGCACAAUCCCCUGAGUCACUGCCUCCACGGCAAGUGCCACGAGCCCGUGCUUUCCGAGUGCAGAUGGAUGACCCCAACUUCCGCAUCCAGUUCCUGACCCAGGUCCUAAUAGCUUUCCAAGCCUUGGAGCAAGAUGUGUCGAGCCGCACCCGCCAGGGGGGUCUCAUCUCAACGCAGACCAAAGAGGUGCAAGAAGAGUUAGCAGAACUGCGGCGUCACAUCCAACGAUGCCUGGCCAAGACCCGGAAAGGUUGCGAUGAGAUGGUUACACACCUACUGGGCAGAGAGGUACACUGGGUUAACUGGAAGGGACAAGGCUGCCGCGAAUGGGAGCACGAAAGCUUGGAAAUGCUCACAGGGAAGGCGCCAGAUGUGGAUCCUCUGCCAGAAACCUUCACAGUGUCGAUCCCUGCGUAUACCAAACCUAAACUGGACGGCAGCGUCAAAGAGAUCCUCAAAGAGGUGAAGGACUACCAGCUGCCUGUCAUGGAUAUUUUGCGCAAGGAUAGUGAGGGCAACCCGGAGCCAUGUUCCAAAGUGAUGCGAGAACUCUGCGAAAGGGCUCUGGACCGGCACGAGGAGGAUGAAGAUCCCUCACAGGGAAUUGAAGAGGAGUACAAGUCCAAGCACAACAAGACCUUCAUGUGGCAGAGCCGUCGCCUGUUUGGGCGUCACCAUUUGCGCGUGUACACCAGGAAGGAGGUCUACGGCAAGACGGAUUUCAUGGACUUCCUUCGCUCGGCGCGGAAUCGCACCCCUCCGCCUGCGGCAGCGCCGCCGGAAAAAGCGGAAGGGGAGGCGGUCACGGGGGUCACGGCGGUCACGGCGGUCACGGCGGUCACGGCGGUCACGGCGGCCACGGCGGCCACGGCGGUCACGGCGGUCACGGCGGUCACGGUGGCACAAGAAACGGGUCAAGCAGAAGCUCAAGCAGAUUCAGGCACAGCUCCAGUCGCAGCGGUGGAGGAGGGGAUGGAAGAGAAGCCCAUGCCGCAGACGAUCCUUGAUGAUGGCUAUGGACCCGUUUCUGAGACACAGGUGGCCGAGCCUCCCACGAAGAAAGCGAAACUCAGUGAAUCGCUCCAAGCCGAGGAGAUCCCCUAGGAGUUGGGGGUCAGACUCCAGCUGUAAACAUCUGCGGCUUGUCAUAG
Molecule: messenger RNA, 2222 nt
Organism: Cladocopium goreaui
Lineage: Eukaryota; Dinophyceae; Suessiales; Symbiodiniaceae
Source: the annotation of a GenBank genome assembly